AACGGAGAGGGAGAAAGCAUGCACCAAAUUAUUUUCCCACAGAUUUCAUUUAUAAAUUUCCUAUGUUUGAAGUUAGGGUUUGUAUUAAAUUGGUAUCAUAAUUCAGAACACGAUAUUCGGAGGGUUUUAUAAGGGUUUAACGCCCUGUUAUAUUUCAGCCUUCUGAACACCUAGAACAAGAGAUCAAACAAGUGAGUUUGUUUCAAUGGUUUAGGAGGAGGAAAAAUGGGGAAGCCAGGAAAAAACACGAGAAAAUUUGCUAAGAAGCACCUGAAAUCAGUAAUAGACAAAAGGCGCAAGUAUAAACCCUUGAGAGAGGCGCGGAAACGCAAGAAAACAGCUUCGCGGGAUUUACAAUUAGGACCAAUGAAAGUUGGUGCAGAACGUGCAAGAAAAGAUGCAGGCAAUUUGACCCUGAAAAUGAAUUCACAAAAGAUGAAUGGGAUUGAAGUUAUGAAAGAUGACUUAAUGGAUGGUACUGGCAUUGUAGAUGACAUUUCAGUUGAUGAGGAUCUCUCAGAAAGUGACGAUUUACUCUCAGAGGAUGAGAACACUUUUUUUGACAUAUUACCAAGUGAAUACGAAGAUAAGUCAGAAGAAGAGGAGGAUGCUGAUAAUGCUUUACGAGGUCAAAAUAAAAUACUUUGGUCUGAUGUUGAUACUCACAUGAAGGAAUUAGAGAAACUUAAAGAAAAGGAUCCCAAAUUUGUCAAGUUCUUAAAAAAGCACAAGAAAGAAUUUUUGCAUUCUGACAAUGAUGAUGACAAUGGCAAUAACUCUGAAGAAAAGGAGAAUGUCAAGGAAGGUGUCAAGACCAGGAAACGAGAAGAGAGCAACCAAAAAAUCCCGAGGCCUUCAUCAAAGAAACUUGUGACAACUGCUCAAAUUGAUGCUUGGUGUGACGAAAUAAAAGAAAAGCAAAACAUGGGAGCUUUGCACUGCCUUCUUCGAGCUUUCCAAACUGCAUGUCAUUAUGGUGAUGGGGAAGAAUAUGAUUUUUCAUCAAACAUCAUCAUCACAAACAGCAAAGUUUUCAACAAGAUUGUGAUAUUUGUUCUUUGUGAGAUGGAUGGUAUAUUCAGAAAAUUUCUGGGGCUUCCUAAUGUGGGUGGAAAGAGGGAAACAAUAAUUGAAAUGCAAGACACUGCCCGAUGGACGAAGCUUGGGCGUCUCAUCAAAUCAUAUUUUGUCAGCACUCUUUACUUAUUGAAUCAGAUGGCUGACAAUCAAAUUAUUUCAUUCACACUUCAAUGCCUAAGACGAUCAAUUAUUUUUUUGGCAGCCUUUCCAAGUUAUUUACAAAAGAUCUUGAAGGUUGCACUUCAGUUGUGGGGUACUGGAGGAGAAUCCCUCUCUGCUGUAUCUUUCUUGUUUAUCAGAGAUGCUGCUAUCUUGUUGGGCUCAAAUUGUCUUGAUUUGUGCUUGAAAAGAAUUUACAAAGUUUUUGUUUCAAACUGCAAGAUUGUUAGUGCGGCCAACCUUCAACAAAUUCACUUUCUAAAGAAUUGUGUUGUUGAACUCUAUGGAUUUGACUUGGCAAAUGGUUACAAGCAAGCAUUUGUCUUCAUUGAACGGUUGGGGAUGGUUUUGCAGCAUGCUCUGACAGUGAACACGAAGGAAGCAAUUAAGAAGGCUUGCAGUUGGCAAUACAUAAAUUGCCUUGAUCUUUGGGUUAAAUUUCUUUGUGCAUAUGCCAAAAGCAUUGAUCUUAAGUCACUAUCCUAUGCAAUGGCUCAGAUUAUCAUUGGAGUUUCUCGCUUAGUGACUACUACACACUAUGCUCCUCUUAAACUGCAUUGUGUCAAAAUGUUAAACACACUUGCAUCUGCUAGUGGAACUUUUAUUCCUGUUGCUUCUCUACUAUUUGAAGUGUUAGAGUGUAAAGAACUGGAGAAAGCGACCACAAGUGGAGCUGGGAUAGUGUGUGACUUUUCAACAAUGCUGAAGGUACCAAAAGCAAUGUUAAAAGCUCAUGCUUUCCAAGAGGAAUGCAUGUAUUCUGUGCUCAAUCAUCUUACUGAACAUUUAGCUCAAUGGAGCCAUGACAUAGCUUUUCCGGAGCUAGCAUUUAUCACACUCAUUCAUUUACAGCGCUUCCAUGAAAAGACCAACCUUGAUAGGUUUCGACGCCAAGUAAAACAAUUAAUGGAUCAGGUUCAGUGCAAUGUUGAGUAUGUGAAAAAAAAGCGUGAGGAGGUAUCAUUCUCUCCAAAAGAUCAUGCAGCUGUAUGCUCAUUUCUUCAGGCUGAGAAAGAAAAUGGGUCAAGUAUGCUGUCAAAGUUUUAUGCCAACCUUCAACAAAAGGGAGAACUCAGAAAGGCUAGUCUGCAAAAAGACAGUGUGCAUAUUCUUGACAGUAAAAGCAUAAUCUCGGCAAAAGGAGUGACACCCAUGUCUCAUGGUAAAUCUGGGUGUGACAUGAAAGAGGUCAAGGAAGCUUUUAUCAGUACCGGUUUACCUGAGAAAUAAAAUGAAAUGUCAAGCCUCCCUUCAGAAGGAAAAGGGAGCAACGAGAAAUCUCAAAGGCCAAGCUGUCAAACCAAGCAGGCAACUUGCAAAAUGUAAUAACUUUGUCAGAAUUGGCAAUUGCAAAACAAAGGUUAGAACGAAAGGUCUUGAAUAAGUUGUGUAAGACAGGUAACCAUAUUUAUUUCGUGCUGGGCACUUCAAUUGGUACUUAGAAGUCCGUGUAGUUUUCUGAUGUUUCAAUUGAUCCUUAUCAUUAUGGUGCAUAUGAAGAAGUACAAAUUCAGAAAUAAAUCAAUUCUUGAGAAUGGCCCUUUCCAUGUGAGAGUUGACAACUAUCAAGAUCUGCCACAUGUCAGUUUUUACAGUGUGGCUGUAACAAAACAAAGAGAUCAAUGAGGAAAUAGAAAAUUAUCGCAAGUUAGAUGACAAAAAGGUUUUGCCCAUUUGAAAAAGUAUUGGAUGGUUGAAAAGUCUUGUUGCCUUGUAGUCUCCAUUCUUUUUUUGAAAUUGCAGGUGAUAUUCAGCAGAACAGAACAUAAACCUUAUAAUCUUGUUUAAUAGUUUUAUGUACUUGUAAGGCCCUAAAAGUUUGAUGGAGUAAUUUUUUCUCUCCUACAUGUAUUAUUGCCAUGAUACGUAUCUUGAGCAACUCCUCUACAUGUUACGGAGUACCUAACGAUUCUGUAGCAGACUUUGAAAUUCAAAUUUUGACUGAUGCAGGAUAAUUCUUUGAUUGCUUAUUCAUGAUACAUUUAACCAAAAACUACGAUCAGCAUGCACCUUCGGAAAUAUUUUUUUUGGAGUUCUGAACCAUAGAAUACAGGGAGGGCAGGUGAAUUACUUGAGGUUUUCUCGUGCUUAUAUUGUAAAGUGCCAUAAACUUGCGUUGAGCAAUUUAUGAUAAUAUUAAAUUCUUGGCCCGUCAA
Cryptomeria japonica (Japanese cedar) is the source of this 3395-nucleotide messenger RNA. Its product is annotated as nucleolar complex-associated protein 2. Gene Ontology annotation, biological process: ribosomal large subunit biogenesis. Gene Ontology annotation, cellular component: Noc1p-Noc2p complex; Noc2p-Noc3p complex; nucleolus. The transcript has 15 exons. NCBI's taxonomy places the organism in Eukaryota, Viridiplantae, Streptophyta, Pinopsida, Cupressales, Cupressaceae. The record is from RefSeq and is a predicted model, not a curated record. The coding region runs from base 226 to 2469 and encodes 747 amino acids.